AUGCCCCUGCUGGCCAGCGCCAUGGGCCUGGCAGGCCUGCUCUUCUGGGCAGGCCAGACAGUGAAUGCCUUGAAGAUGCCCAAUGCUACCCUGCCCCUGGCCCGGCCCGAGAGCACAGCCUUGCGGUCCCUGAGUGGCCUAGGAGUGCCCCGGUACCGCCGGAAGCGUCACAUCUCUGCCCGGGACAUGAGUGCCUUAUUGGAGUAUCACAACCACAUCCGGGCCAGCGUGCACCCACCUGCUGCCAACAUGGAGUACAUGGUCUGGGACGAGCGGCUGGCCCGGUCUGCUGAGGCCUGGGCCACCCGGUGCAUCUGGGCCCACGGGCCCUCACAGCUGAUGAGAUACGUGGGCCAGAACCUCUCCAUCCAUUCUGGCCGGUACCGCUCGGUGGUCGAUCUCAUGAAGUCUUGGUCUGAGGAGAAGCAGCACUUGUUUCCUGCCCUGAAGGACUGUGACCCGCACUGCCCCUGGCACUGCCGCGGCUCUGCCUGCUCCCACUACACCCAGAUGGUGUGGGCAUCCUCCAGUCGGCUGGGCUGCGCCAUCCACACCUGUAGCAGAAUCAAUGUGUGGGGCAGCACCUGGCAUCAGGCAGUAUACCUGGUCUGCAACUAUGCCAUCAAGGGCAACUGGAUCGGCGAGGCCCCGUACAAGAUGGGGAGGCCGUGUUCUGCCUGUCCCCCCAGCUACCGAGGCAUCUGCAAUAGCAACAUGUGCUUCUCUGGGCCAAAAUCCAACAGGUUCCUCUGGUUCUGA
This is a messenger RNA of Lemur catta (Ring-tailed lemur), 759 nucleotides long. RefSeq names its product R3H domain containing like (gene R3HDML). The record is from RefSeq and is a predicted model, not a curated record. The transcript is spliced from 5 exons. Bases 1 to 759 code for a protein of 252 amino acids. Lineage: Eukaryota; Metazoa; Chordata; Mammalia; Primates; Lemuridae.